UAUCACCUAUCCAACCAACUAGAUCUUCAUACAUUGGAUCAGCUGCGUUUUGCUGUCCGAAACUACGUACAGAACCACUAAAAUAAAUGUAUGUUUAGUCGAUUGGCAUCAAAUGUUUGUUGCAUUAUAAAACCUAUUAUUUUUCCCUCCUGGUGAUGUUCUCUCCUCCCUAACCCAAAAACUUAAUCUUGGUAUAAUCUUUACAUCUUCCUUAUCGGAAUCCAUAAGGUUAUGAGAGCUGGUACCUAGCGUUUAGCUUCUUAUGCUGUUGUCCCCGAGCGUUCCGAUUCUUUUUUUUUUCUUUUGUGCAACGUUUGCAUCGACGUCAUUGGCAUUUGUUAGGUCUCUUCUAUCCCUAAAAUCGUUGUCUUGAUUAAUCUCUGGACAUCCAUUCUUGCCUGGCCCAGCAAUAACUAGUCCAACCCUUGCCUUCUUUUUCCUUCAUGGCUUCUUCUCUACGCCUAAUUAUUGAAGAUGGCCAUUUUCAAGAUGCGCAUGGGAGACAUGUCUUGUUAAGAGGCAUCAAUGUCGCAGGUGACGCCAAGCUACCCAGCCAACCCGACGUACCCUCGCAUAUCGCCCAAGACUUUUUUGACGGCGACAAUGUGAAAUUCCACAGCCGACCAUUUCGGAAAGAAGACGCACAUAUACACUUUUCUCGCUUAAAGCGUUUUGGAUAUAACACUAUUCGCUAUGUAUUUACAUGGGAGGCUAUCGAGGCAGCCGGCCCUGGGAGGUAUGACGAGGUCUGGAUUCAACACACGAUCGAUGUCCUACGGGCCGCUAAAGACUACGGCUUUUAUAUAUUCAUGGACCCUCACCAGGAUGUGUGGUCGAGGUACUGUGGCGGAUCCGGUGCUCCUAUGUGGACGGUUUAUGCCUGCGGACUGAAUCCCCAGAGUUUUGCUGCUACUGAGGCUGCGAUAGUUCAUAAUACGUAUCCCGAGCCCGAGAAGUUUCCUAAGAUGAUCUGGUCAACCAACUACGUUCGACUUGCGGCCGCAACGAUAUUUACGCUUUUUUUCGCCGGUCGAGAUUUCGCUCCUAAAUGCAUAAUCGACGGCAUAAAUAUUCAAGAUUAUCUACAAGGUCACUUCAUACGUGCUUGUGAACAUCUCGCGAAGCGUAUACACGAAGCUGGGGAUAUCGAGAAUGAUAUUAUCUUUGGAUGGGAAAGUCUAAAUGAGCCAAAUAGGGGCAUGAUUGGACAUGUUGACUUGAGUGUUAUUCCGAGCGAGCAGAACCUGAAAAAAGGGACAUCUCCAACGCUUUGGCAGGCUAUCCUGACGGGUUCUGGGCGGGCAUGCGAAGUAGAUACGUGGGAUAUGGGAGGUUUAGGCCCAUACAAAGUUGGGCGUGCUCUGAUUGAUCCUCAUGGCGAGACGGCUUGGUUGCCAGCAGAUUAUGAUGAAACCCGAUACGGUUGGAAGCGGGACCCUGGUUGGAGACUAGGAGAAUGCCUUUGGGCCCAGCACGGAGUGUGGGAUCCCUCUCAAGACUUACUCUUGCAAAAGAAUUACUUUGAGAAGAACCCAACCAACGGCGAUAAGCUUGACUACCCUACUUUUACCAACACGUAUUUCAUGGAGUUUUAUCGGAAAUACCGAGAUGCUAUCCGAGGAAUCCAUAAGGACGCGAUCAUGCUAUGUCAACCUCCGACCUUGGAGUUACCACCAAAUAUCAAGGGUACGGCAGAUGAUGACCCGAGAAUGGUUUAUGCACCGCACUACUACGAUGGUAUCACUCUCAUGACUAAGAAGUGGAAUCGGACGUGGAAUGUUGAUGUCAUGGGCAUCCUCCGCGGUCGUUACUGGCAUCCAGCUUUUGCCAUCAAGGUUGGCGAGACGGCGAUUCGGAAUUGCUUCAAAGAUCAAUUAGCGUCCAUCAGGAAAGAAGGCCUGGACUACAUGGGCAACCAUCCAUGCAUUCUUACCGAGUUUGGUAUUCCGUACGACAUGGAUGAUAAACACGCAUACAAAACCGGAGAUUAUUCAAGUCAAUCUGCGGCUAUGGAUGCGAACCACUUUGCUGUAGAGGGUGCAGCCAUGGAAGGGUACACAUUGUGGCUGUACUCGACUACGAACGACCACCAGCUGGGAGACCAAUGGAACGGAGAAGAUUUAUCCAUCUUUUCUGUUGAUGACCAGACUUUACCAGUUUCUUCAGUGCCGCGGACACCUGACCUUAACCAAUCGACAUCCAGUCUCUUGAAAACGGCUACUACUAACAGCAGGAAAGAAGUAGAUGAUGAGACCUCGGUCACGCCUGGCAACUUGAAGCGUACCUUAACAAAUCCUUCAAUAUCAUCAUCUAGACCGCCUAGUUCGAAUCCCGAAUUGACUAACGCACCUGGUUACCGUGCCGCGGAAGCGUAUGUCCGACCUGCGCCAAUAGCCACAAACGGCCCUAUAGCAAACUACGGUUUCGAUUUGAAGAAUUGUGAGUUCACAUUGAAUAUCGAUGGAACAAAUGCGCCUCCAGAUUUUCCUACGACAGUGUUCCUCCCGGAGUAUCAUUUCCCUAAGGAGCAAUGUACGGUGGUGGUCAGCUCAGGUAAAUGGGAGAUCAGCACGGAUGAUGAUGAACAAUCCUGGAUCCAAAAGCUCCGGUGGUGGCACGGCGAUGGCAAGCAGAGUCUUAAAGUGACGGGUUUGAUACGACCUCACAACACUCUAACUGGCACCUCUGAGGAGGCUGGAUACCUGGAGCAGUGCCAACAAUCUUACGGCUUCGACGUCAAAUCUUGCAGCGUAAUGUAAUUGACAUUGGCGGUUUUCUAGAUAUCUACCUACCUAUGUCAUAAAGAUUUGUCCGGUUGAUGUCAACUGCCUCGGGUAAGUUGUCCAGGCUGGGAAUGGUGGUAAGAGUGUUGAGUAUGGGUUGCACGACGUAUAAUGACAGGUACAUAAGAUGAGUAAUAUUGAUCGCGAUGCAUUUGACUGCAUGUCUCUGCAAUUCUGAUAAUUCUGCAAGGCACAGCAGGCACCUCAUUCAUUAACCCAAUUAACCCAAGGUUGGGUAUUAAAAUAGCCCCCAACGACAGGCUCUAGGCAUGGGCCUACAUGUGUGUUAUUGGGGGCCAAAAGAUAUCAGAAAUGUGACAUUGAUAAGUAGUACCCAAUUCGCGGUCAUAGUUUAGUAAAGGAGGAAUCACGAGCCUCAUGCAAGGAAGACUGCUUCGAAAUUCUACCAUACCUUCCAGCUGAGAUAUGUCAUUAAGGCUGACCACGUCUACGAGUUAAUUACGUUUCGGGGUCACUUUUCAGGAAUACUGAUAGAAAAGGCUUUGACACAAAUACAUAGUAUAAGUCGUUAACCUAGAGAAUUUUGAUGGUUAC
Molecule: messenger RNA, 3338 nt
Organism: Daldinia vernicosa
Lineage: Eukaryota; Fungi; Ascomycota; Sordariomycetes; Xylariales; Hypoxylaceae
Product: glycoside hydrolase family 5 protein
Exons: 3
Biological process (GO): ergosteryl 3-beta-D-glucoside catabolic process
Molecular function (GO): steryl-beta-glucosidase activity
Source: RefSeq, a predicted model, not a curated record